Molecule: messenger RNA, 673 nt
Organism: Thelazia callipaeda (thelaziosis nematode)
Lineage: Eukaryota; Metazoa; Nematoda; Chromadorea; Rhabditida; Thelaziidae
Source: the annotation of a GenBank genome assembly
UGUACAUUUUAAAAUAUAGUUACUAUUAUAUGCAAAUUUUCAGAUCUAUUCAUCUCCUGAGCUUAGAUGUCUCGAAACAGCCAAUUAUCUCCAAAAUUCUUUGCAAAAUGAUAAUUGCAAAUUAUGCGUAGAUGCAUCGUUAUCUGAAUUUUCUGUAUUUCGACAGAAUGCUCAAAAAUAUUGGCUAACUAAACAACAAGCAUAUUUUUUGUCCUAUUUAAUCGGUCACAAAUGUUAUUCAACUACACAUAUAAUAUGCAUAAAAAAUUUAAUUAGUGCUAUGAUUUAUUUCACUCACCUACGAAAAGAUGGAUACAAACUAAAUGAUACUUAUAUACCGUUAAUUGAAAAUGAACAAAUUCAAGCUGAAGAAACGCCAGAAGAAUUUGUCAGAAGAAUGCAGCAAUUUUAUGUGGAUAUUAUUCAAAAUUUUACUGGCAGUUGUGCAAUAAUUGUCAGUAAUAUUACUGGAAUUUAUGUGCUGGCUGAUGGAACUGCUUCAUUUUACUGGGAUUUGCACAAACCUCAUUCAUAUAUGAAAAAUUGCCAUGUGCAUGUAAUUAAAAUACUUCCUGAUGGAAAAGUAAGCAAUCACUUUAUUUUUUUUAUUGUACCUAUCAAAGAACCAAUACUUCCAUUCACACGAACAUUAUACGAUGCUGAAGUAGGAUAA